AGUGAACACCACUUGUUACAAGCUCAAGGUUAUAAAACAUUUAGAACACUUGUUCUAGAUUUCGUUUUUGUUUGAGUGGCAAGUUCGUAUGCCCGAAAUUCGCUUCAAAUACAUGCCGAUGGUAGAGCUCACGCUUAAAAUGGAGAAAAAGUUAUCUUUAUGUGACCUAUGCCUCUGCGGCUGACGCUCUGCAAGGUGGACUACGCCGCACUGCUUCAGGCUGGACGUCAAAACAGCUGCGCGCCAAUUUUCACGUCGUGUAGAUACCGCGAUUUCCGAAGACUUGUUGCUGUUUCAAUGGCACGCUGACGGAACCCUGAAACGUGCCACUUCUUUGCAGUUUGUCUGAAUGCUCUUCCGACAGGAUCGACGAUGAGCUCGUCAGACGCCUUCAGAAUCCUCGUAGCCACUGAUUUGCAUCUCGGUUAUGAAGCGAAGGACGCCGAAAGAAAACAAGACUCCAUCAGGACGUUCGAGGAAAUACUCCAGAUCGCGCCCGAGCAGAAUGUCGACUUCAUACUGCUCGGUGGGGACAUGUUCCACGACAACAAGCCGCCGCGCUGGGUUGAACACGAGACAUUACGGUUGCUGCGCCAGUACUGUCUCGGUGACAAGCCAGUGCAGUUUGAGAUCCUGAGCGACCAGGCGGAAAACUUUGGCUUCUGCGCCUUCCCCAACGUUAACUACGAAGACGCCAACCUCAACGUCUCGCUCCCGGUGUUCACCAUCCAUGGAAACCACGACGACCCGACGGGCUCCGAAAACCUCAGCAUCAUCGAUGUCCUCGCGACGUCGGGACUCGUAAACUAUUUUGGAAAGGUGACGGACCUGACGAACGUGCGGCUGUCGCCUGUUCUGCUGCGCAAGGGGCGAAUGCUUCUGGCUCUCUACGGCUUGGGCUGGAUCCGGGAUGAGCGGCUACACCGGCUGUUUCGUGAGAGCAAGGUGCGAAUGCUGCGUCCUCGCGAGUGGACUGACAAGUGGUUCAACCUCUUGGUGCUCCACCAGAACCGGGCCAAGCACGGCCUCACCGACUACAUUCCCGAGGACUUUCUCGACGAGUUUCUUGACCUGGUCGUCUGGGGUCACGAGCACGAGUGCCUGAUUGAGCCAGAGUUCAAUGGCAGGUUCCAUGUGACCCAGCCAGGCAGCCCCGUAGCCACUUCGCUUUGUCCGGGUGAGGCAGCUCCCAAGCACGUUGGCAUCGUGGAGAUAGCCAUGGUUGAUGGCAAGAAGUCUCACAAGCUCACCAAGAUUCGCCUGAAGACUGUGCGGCCCUACUACAUCAAGACGGUGUCGCUGUUUGACCUCGAGGAGAAGGUUGCGGCCAUGGGCAAACGAGCCAACAGCAAAACCUUCUCAGAGCAUGCACUUGACUUCUGCACCCGGCACAUCGAGGACAUGAUUGAGCAAAGCAUCCGCGAGCACCCCAGCAGCGGGCCGCAACCCAAGCUGCCACUUAUCCGCCUCCGCGUUGAACACGGCAUCGACCACGAGACUUUCAGCCCGCACCUGCUGGCCCGUAUCUUUACCGGUCGUGUGGCCAACCUGCGCGACAUUGUGCUCUUCACCAAGCGGCGGGGCACCGUCGGCAAGGACGACGGUGCUGUGGACCUGAACUGUUUGCAGGAGAUUGCAAACCCCGAGGCACUGGCGCGGUCCCGCGUUGAGGACCUGGUUCGCGAGUACUUCGAGACGGUGGACGAGACGCUGCACAUGACCGUCCUUACCGACGCGGCGAUGCAGCGGGCCAUGAACCUGUUCGUGGACAAGGACUGCACCGACGCCAUCAUGGGGGCCAUCAAGAUGCAAGAGACCCGAGCAGUCACCGAGCUCGGAGAUGUUCCCGAGAGCAAGCUGAUUGAAGAGAUUUCUCAGCUCAAGACGCGCUUUGCAGACCAGCCCGACAUCAGUGCCGAGGAGAUCGAAAGACGGGUGACUCAGAUAUCGAAUCGUGCCGAACGGCACGGAGACUCGGACGACGAUGACGCCAACGGCGAAGUCAGCCGGAUCGAAGACUUUGACGAUGACGACGACGACCCCGACAGUGUUGCAAAGUCGAGAGCGUCGCGCGGAAGGGGAAGGGGGGCCUCAUCCGCUAGAAGAGGUCGCGGCAGAGCCAGAGCUGCUUCAUCUUCCGCGAACACGUCGUCGACGAGAGCUCGAGGCAGGCAGAAGCGUGUUAACCUAUAAAUUACGCUGUGGCAAUUUUUUUUUUGUGGACAGACAAGAUAACAGUGCUUUUCGUAACAAGUUUUUAGAAAUUGGUGUAUAUUGUCAUUCCUGGAGCGUUCCACAAUUUGUCAGGCCGUGGUUUAAGAAAUGCAGUACAAACAGCAUAGGCAUGGGAAAGAAGUUGUGAUAACAUCCCUGCUGCUGCUUUAAUAAAGUACACACACCACUCGUGACUGAACAAAUCAGCUUGUCGAAUGCAGAACAGCAGCUGAGCUGCUCUGUUUCUACUCGCUCUCUCUAAGCAGCUUUGAUUUCCCCUUUUAAUGCUUUUUAUGAAGUAUUGUUUAUGUAAUGAAGCAGUGCAACACUUGUUCAAACCUAAGAUGUUAGUUUUGUCUGUUUCAAACUUUCUAUAUGAUGUUGUUAGUUGGAAAAUCUGGUGUACAUCCUCCUCUUGAAGGGAGAUUAUGAUUACAACAUUCCGAACAACUCUGCAUUUUGUGGUUCCUGGCAACUUUUGCCACCAGAUGUUGGCAACCUGAGUUAAAAUUCUGUCGAGGUGUUUGAAACCUUACAAGGAAUCAUUAGGAAGUGAAGGAAACGGAGAACAGCCAGAAAAUUAUAAUCAGGUAUUUAACAACUUUAGUGUAUUUCUUUCUUGAGGGUGUAACCCUAGUUCUGAGCAGCGAGUUUUAACACGUGAAUGCAUGUUUUAUCAUUGCCAUUUUGUUGGAAUGCUGGUAUGGAGUUGUGGACUGCAGCGUUCGUGGUGAUGUCUUGUGAUGCCAACCAAACUUGUUUUCAUAUCAACCAACCAGUUUGUGCUUCGCCAAGUCACUUAGAGCUAUAUCACUUUUGUUGUCUCUAGCUCGUACGUGUUAGGAUAAAUGUUAUCACAGCGACUCGAAUGUUAUCACAGCGACUUGUGCCAGGAAGUAUGGCUCAACGAAAGACUGUUUCUGCGCAUUCUGGUUGAAAUGCCGCAUCACCAGGUGGUGCGCCAGUGUCCAUGUUGUCCUGUUGUCUAGGACGUUAAUGCCCAAAUGGACACUACAUGCGAGCGAAAACUAUCUACUGUCACAGUAAAGAUAGCCGCUUGCUGGUUAACUGUUUGUGUCUUAUAAAGUGCUUUUAUAUGCAAGUUGUUGUUUCGGUGUUUAUAUUUGUGUUGCAUUUAUGUACACUGACCUUUUGUUGCCAAUAUGUAGGGUAGUGAGGAUAGUUAUGUCUUUGUUACUUCAGCAAUUUUAGCUUGUGGUGAAAAUAGUUGUGGUUUAUGCUCAUACCUCCAAAAAAAUGCAGCAGCUGUAGUUUGUAGGGAAAAUUCUAUCAGGUUAUGCUCCUGCCUCUCAAAAUAAAAAAAGAGGUAGUUGUAGCUUCUGUACGAUUUCUUAAUGGUGCAGAAGAACCCCCGUGAGCAGUGUGACAGGUAACACUUAAGUUUUUGCUUAUGACGCUGUGACGGCUCAAGGUCCAUGUGCUCAAAGACAAAAGUUCAUGUUCUGCAGAAAGACAACAAAGGUACACAUUUACAUGUCAGAUUCAAAUCAGCAUGUCACCUGUAAUGCUUAACAGGAGGCUUUAUGUUAGUGCCAACUUCAAUUUACCUAUUCCUAAUACACGUGAAAUGCUUAAAUAAUCUGAUUAAAAAACUGAUGAACCGAUUUUAAUGAAACUUUAUUGCUCUCAAGAUAGAAACCUCAAUUUCAAUUUAAAAUUUUGAUUUAAGACCUUAUAGAAUAAAAAAAUUGCCAAACAUUGGUAAGUUUUUAGAAAAAAAAGUGAAGUGCACAAUUUACAAAAAGCUAAUUCUGCACAACAAAUAGAUAUUGCAGUUCUGUAAACAGCAUCUAUUAGGGCAUUUGAAGUGGACAAAUGUGAUGCACGAGAUUAAAGUAUAUAAAAGUGUUGCAGUGUUUAUGAAAUUUUUCGAAAAGUCCUACUCGCAAAUUAGUGGUAUAUUUCAGAGCUGUGUAUAACACAUCAUGUUUGUUCACUUUAGAUGGCUCAGUAGAUACAGCUGACACAAUCGUGAUAUCGCUUUUUUUAAUUGCUCACUUCUGUGUGAGCUUGAUAUAUUUAACGAAGUCAAAACAGUGGGAAAGAUAGGACAAUGAAUUACACAAGCGCUGAAGCACCGACCUUCAACUAACAUUUAUUGCAAGCUGCGCACUAAAUAUAAAUACACAAAAGGGAAAGGGAAUUACAUUGUCACUGCAGGGUGACAUUGUGAUUCCUUCUCCCUUUUGUGUAAGUAUAUUUUGUGCGCAGCAUGCAGUAAACUUUAGUUGAAGGUCAGAGCUUUGGCGUUUGCGUUCUUGCUUAAUUGUCCCCUCAUUCACGCUGCUUAGACCUCAAUAGGUGCCAGCUAGCCCAUGCCGAAGUUCUGGUUGAUAUACUUUUUUUUGUUUCUUUUAAAUUUUGUGAUUCAAAAAUUUUUGUAAGCAAGUUUGUGGCCUAAAUUUGAAAAAAUCUAUUCGCUACAGUCGGUAGAUAUUAACUGCUUCCUUUAAUGCAACAUGCAUAUUCGAAUUAGGUGCAGUGGAUGCCAAGCAAAAUGAUUUCUUUGUUCUCACGUAUUUAGAUAAUGCUACUGAAGUUAAUAAAGCUUCCUCUUAAGUCACAGCACGCUCGGUGCUCUCUGCCAUGCGUCCAUGUCAAAAAUGAGAAAGAACAUGAGAUUUGGUUUUAAGCGAGGAUUACUGUAAAAUUUGGGUGUAUAGCGAGCAUCCAUACAUAAUAUGGGAAGCAGUUUUGGGGAUUCUUCGUUUUUUGGUACAUCAUCUUUUCAGUUGUAAAGGAUAAAAAAGCUCUUACCCUUGUUAAAAAAAAGAAAAACUUAAACACUACAUGAGAAUGCAGAAUACAACGUCGCAUAUUCACAUAAUAUACUGUAUGUUAUGAUACUUGGCGAUGUGUGCAUCGGAUAUUACAUGUAAAUGUGUGCCGAGGUUCUUUCCCAUUGAACACGUCUUGCAAAGUGCUUUUUUGUUCAUCAUUUAUGUUCAGACACUUUGGCCUUUUGGGUGGAAUUUUGAUUGUUUCAUACCUUUUGUGGAUCUACCUGACUUUGUUGAGGCAGUACCAUAUGUUAAGGGUCAGUUUUCAUUGAAAGCCCAUGUAGUGCCUCGAGUUCAAAUUGCGUAGGAGGUCUAACACGAUCUGUGUGCAGCGAAAGGCUAUUGCUGCCAGUGGUACCUCCCGCAUUAAUAUCUGCUUCUUUGCGUGUAAAUACUUUAGGCUCAAAUUUUAAUUUAGUUUGUAGCUGAAAAGCUGUAGCUGUUGUUUUUAUUACCACCGUAAUUAAAGGUUUGUUGUCGCUCACUUAUUCGCACUUAGUAAAAAUUUGGCUAUGUAAAAGGAUUCUGAAACAGGGCAGACAGUAUCUGUGAUGGUCAUGUGCAGAUGUUAUUAAUAAGAAUGUGCACACUUUUACGAAUUCUAAUGUCAGUGGAAAUUAAAGAUAUAUUUUUUUUUGUAA
This is a messenger RNA of Dermacentor silvarum, 5656 nucleotides long. RefSeq names its product double-strand break repair protein MRE11-like (gene mre11). NCBI's taxonomy places the organism in Eukaryota, Metazoa, Arthropoda, Arachnida, Ixodida, Ixodidae. Gene Ontology annotation, biological process: mitotic intra-S DNA damage checkpoint signaling; double-strand break repair via homologous recombination; telomere maintenance. Gene Ontology annotation, cellular component: nucleus; Mre11 complex. The record is from RefSeq and is a predicted model, not a curated record. Gene Ontology annotation, molecular function: manganese ion binding; 3'-5'-DNA exonuclease activity; DNA endonuclease activity.